AUGUCAUCUUCUGUUAUUCAUGGUCUUUCUCCUUUUGAACUAUUGUAUAGUAGAGCACCUAAUCUGGGUCACUUAAGAAUUCUUGGAUGUCUGUUCUAUGCCAAGCAAGUUCAUGAAACAGACAAACUCCUGCCCAGAGCUAAGCCAGGUGCUCUUAUGGGCUUCUCUGACACUCAGAAGGCCUACAUUCUACUGGAUCUUACUUCUCAUUGUUUUUUUAUCAACAGGGAUGUAUCCUUUAGAGAAGAUAUAUUUCCCUUCAAAGACAUCACAAAUACAUCACCCCCUAUUUUCUUGCCUCAUGAAUUGCCCAGUUCUAGUGAAGAGCAGCCUUCACUUUCUCUUGUUCCUGCUAGGCAUGAGUCUACUGACUCUUCUUCUUUACACCAAUCUGCAGCAGAUGUGAUGCCUUCUCUUCCUCUUUCUAUGCCCUCUCAACUCUCCACUGGUCUGAGGAGAUCUUUGAGGACAAGGCAGGCUCCUAUUUGGAUGAAGGACUUUGUGUCACAACCUGGACACAAAUCUAUUCCAUAUUCCAUUGCUAACUAUGUGUCCUAUGAUAGAAUUUCUCCCAAAUAUAAGGUAUAUUUGACUGCAUUCUCUGCAAUACAGGAACGUACUUCUUUUGAGCAAGCUGCUCAAGGUCCUAGGUGGGUCGAAGCAAUGCAAGCUGAAAUUGCUGCACUAGAAUCCAAUCACACCUGGGAUGUGGUGUCCUUACCUAAAGGCAAGGUGCCUAUUGGUUGUAAGUAG
This is a messenger RNA of Nicotiana tabacum (common tobacco), 753 nucleotides long. RefSeq lists its product as uncharacterized. The record is from RefSeq and is a predicted model, not a curated record. Lineage: Eukaryota; Viridiplantae; Streptophyta; Magnoliopsida; Solanales; Solanaceae.